CCUUUUCUUAGAUAAAUUAAAUAGAUUUAUUUUGGACAUGUCUAAGAACCCAAGUAUAGAAUAAUAAAGUAAGAGUAUUUUAAUAUUUAGUUGAAAAACCUCUGUAGUAAGAUGAACAAAGUUGUGAAAAAAGUUUGUAUACCAGUAGAUGUUUGACACCUCUUUAAAAUGAAGACCAUUAGUCUCAUUAGUGGGAGUUCACCUACUUUUCAUCUUAAUGAUGGCAAACCUAGAACACAUUGCAGAAUAUUCUCUGAUGGUAAUACACAGGCCAAAGGAUGUCUACUGUCCAUCUGUUCGUGAAGAAGUCCAACCCACAUAAUCACUAGAAGGGUUGGUAAGUUGAGCAAGUAGGUAGGGUGUAUUUAAGUUCACUCUCUUAACCUCAGUCUAAGAGCCUUCUUGCUCUGUAUCCUAAUGAUGACAUCAAACUCUUAGAAAGGAAAGCACUGCUCACCUGAGCCACCUUUCUUAGGAGAGUUGUGUAGCAGUGAUUAAGCUUGGUCUGGAGGGUAUGUGAUAAGCACUCUGCUCAGAUCUGUCAAUUCCAUAUCAGGAAGCAUUCAUUUGUCAGCAAUAAAAAAUAAAAAUAGGUGGUGUGAGCACACAUACUGUAGACUGUGCUUGUCACCAUGUUUACAGUCACUGUUAAAUUCAGUGUUCCUUCCUAAGUCCAACUAUUGAAAUGAAUGUUGAAAUGUUAACUCUCAAGAUUUAGACUUGAGCAAGAACUGAGGUUAUCAAAGCAAAACAAAUUUUAAAAUCCUUGUAGUAGUUCCUCAUGAAAAUUUGAAAUCACAUUCAUUACAGCUUAUGUGAGUCAUUUGAUUUAUAUUAUAAUAUGUUGACUAACAAAUACUAAAUUAGGUUUAUCAAAUAGCUUAAUCACUAUAAAUUGUGAUAACUUUAGGCUUUCUUGCUUUCCUUCCUUCUUCCCCCUUUCUCUUUUUCUUUUUACUUAUUUCUUUUAAUUGUCAUUAACAAAUUUUGAAUUAAAUACCACAAAUGUCUUUGUAACAAAAUAUUUUUUGGAGAAAUUUCUUUAAGUGUUUGUGGUGUGAUGCCAGGAACAUCUGUGUUGCUGUAUCUGGUUUAGAUUUACUUUUUUUUUUAUUCCUGAGCAGUGAAGAAGGAAAAAAACUGGCUGUUGUAGUUGACUACAUAUAUUCCCUAGGACAAGGACUCCAAGCAGGCUGGGUGGGAGUGUCCUGGAAUAUUAUUUAGGUGGGACUGAAAAAGGAGGUGUUGUCCUCUGUUAAAAAGCAUGUUUGAAAUUAGCCCAAUUCCUGUCCAGGGCCAUUUAUUUCCUUCCCUAAGUCUCCAUAAUGGACCUUUAUGCUUCAUUUUCUCUUUGAACGUCCUCUUGGUUCUGGCCCGCAUUUCUCUUCCUUCAGCUGACUGCUGCUUUAAUCCACAGUCUCAGUGAUUUCUUCCAUUUCCCAGUGCUUGAAGCAUUCCCAGACUACUGAGGUUUUCUAAAGGCUUUCACUGCUAAUACCAAAAGAAAAAAAAAAAAAACAAAAAAAAAACAAAGCUCCAUCCUGUGCCACCAUGGGAACUGAACUCUGCUGUACUGGCAUUUGAUCUCCAAAAUGGGAGUAUAGGCUUGAGAAGUAAUGUGAUGGGCUAGAGAGACGUGGAUAGAAGUUAGCAAGCUCCCUGUAUGGAAGAAGGAAAUAGAAUUUUAUUCUUCAUCUGUCUUUCAACUGCCUGUUACCACCACCAGUUUUGCUGUAAUAUGCCCUACCUUGGAGUGCUUGUAUCUGGGGCAGAAGCUACUUGCAGUACUGGCAGUUUUGAUGGAGGAGAGAGGGAAUCAAAGAAAAUGAGGGGAGACAGUCACAGGCAGCUGGCAGGAAAGGAAGAAAACCAAAAAUCAAAGAGGUAAAGGAAUGCCCAAGUGGUAUCAGGAAGCUUCUUUUGACCAUUUUUUAUGUAAGCUGUAGUACUAAAUGGACCACUGCCUGUACAUUUAGAGAAAGACUUACAUAUUGCCAAACUUAAACACUGAUUAUACAGAAAGGAGAUUUUUGUGAUAUUUUAUUCCAAAUUUUAAUUUUUUACUGGUCGUGAUUUUCUUUAUAUUGAAACAAGCACUUUUGUUUUCGUAUUCAUUUCUUUUCCUAGAACCAUAUACUUAAGAGUAUGUGCAAAGAACACUGGAAUGAUAAACUAAGGUUACUGUCCUUGCAUUCUUAUAAGCUGGGGGCCAAAGAUAAAAAAUUUGUGGAGAUGCUCUUUUACAGUGAUUUAAAAACAGGCUGCUGCUUCCCUUCUUGUCAGCACACAGCCAUUAUUCGUAGCAUGAUUGAUAUUCUGUUGCCUAAUUCCCAUCUUUGUGAGAGAAGCUCAUCUUAUCUGAAAGAAAAAUAAAAUGUAAAAUAUGUUUUUCACAGCUUUAUAUUCAUUAUUUUUCCAAUCAAAAGAAAACAAGAGUGUGAUCUUUAUAGGUGGCAUGGUCAUCGUAGUAAAGUUGGUGAUUAAGAGAUGCACUUCAUUUACUCAGCAAGGAUUAGGUCAGCAGAAUUAAGAAGCCAGGGUUUUCUGCAAACCAAGAGAUUUUCCCUAACUUGACAGUGUCCACAGGUAAGGCUGGAUGGACUGCUUUCUACCUUACACUAAACCAAAAUAUGCUGCUUUACCUGUACACCGUGGCAUGCCAAAAUUCAGCACCUGUCUUUGUUGCUGCUCAAAAGCAAAGUAGCAUUUGUUUGUAUAAGAAUUCACAAAGAUAAAGAAAAAGUUGUUAUGAGGAGAUAAACUAUUCUUUUUUUGACUUGACAUUUAUUGUUUAGAACAGAAAUAAAAUGGAAAGGAAGGAGAAGAGAAAAAAGUACCUGGAGAAUGGUUGUAAAUGCUGGAGCUACCACCAGUUAUAAUCAUGUCCAAAUUCUGAAAUAAUGUAGGGAUUUUCUUUAGGUUAACAAGUUUUAAAUUAUGUAAAGUUAGCAAAUGGUUACCAGAAUAGAAUAGAAUGGAAUAGGAAAGAGGAUUUUUAUUCUCAGAUUGAAUCUGAAAAUAUAUAGAAACUCAAGGAAAGUCUGUUCCAAGCCAGUUGUCUUCAUCAUCAUCAUCAUCUAUUUUUUAAAAUAGUGAUUAAUAUAUCACCCAUUUAUUCUAGUACUUUGAUUUUUUGUUUUUUUUGUAAAUCUAAAUCUUCGGAGACGAACCUCUUUUCUGGACUUAGUCGAGUCAGAAUUUAUUUACACAUUAAGCAUGACUUGGGUUGUAUUCAGGAAUUCCCAUUAUUAAGCUUGUUCUCAUUAUGAAUAAGAAUUCAGAAAAAAAUGCUGGAUGCUAGAGUAGGAUCCAUGGCAAAACCUAGGCUUGUACCUAUGGUCAUGAAAGGAGAACUCGCUGUCAGGACUGAAUCAGUGACCUUGAACUCCUUUUGUAAUAUCCAACUUAGUACAUUCCCAAAGUUGGUGUCAAGCCUGGGCCUGUUGCAUUUUGUUGGUUUUUCUUUCCUUUUUUAAAUUAUAGUUUUAGGCCACACUUUACCAAAAUUUCUACUGAGGCACUGCUACUCAUAACCAUAUUUACCUGUCUUUUGUUUACAGAGAUUGAAUUAUGCUGUAGCAGUUGACAGACUGUCUUGGCACAUGACUCUCCUCUAAAUUCCCUGAUUUUAUUAUUUUACAAUACAUAUUAAAUAAUCUUGUUAAGAAAUAAGCAUCUUAAACAGAAAAUACAGUUUCAAAGGGCAGUUAAAUACAGAAGACAACAAUGUGGAAGGUCUGGCGCACCUGAUGAUGGGCGACCAAGGUAAAAGUAAAGGAAAAGAAGAAUAUAUUGCCACGUUCAAGGGAUCUGAAUACUUCUGCUACGACUUGUCUCAAAACCCCAUUCAAAGCAGCAGUGAUGAAAUAACUCUGUCAUUUAAAACCCUUCAGAGGAAUGGACUGAUGCUUCACACUGGGAAAUCAGCUGAUUAUGUCAAUCUUGCCCUGAAAAAUGGAGCUGUCUCUCUGGUCAUUAAUUUGGGAUCAGGGGCCUUUGAAGCACUAGUGGAGCCUGUGAAUGGAAAGUUUAAUGAUAAUGCCUGGCAUGAUGUGAAAGUCACCAGGAAUCUGCGUCAGCACUCAGGCAUUGGACACGCUAUGGUGACAAUAUCAGUGGAUGGGAUUCUUACCACAACGGGCUACACGCAAGAAGAUUAUACCAUGCUGGGGUCUGAUGACUUUUUCUAUGUUGGAGGCAGUCCCAGCACAGCCGACCUUCCAGGGUCACCAGUCAGUAACAACUUUAUGGGCUGUCUCAAAGAGGUUGUGUAUAAAAAUAAUGAUGUGAGGCUGGAAUUAUCUCGACUUGCCAAGCAAGGAGAUCCUAAGAUGAAGAUCCAUGGAGUGGUGGCAUUUAAAUGUGAGAAUGUUGCUACUUUAGACCCAAUCACCUUUGAAACCCCAGAGUCUUUCAUCUCUUUGCCUAAAUGGAAUGCAAAGAAAACAGGCUCCAUAUCAUUUGAUUUCCGUACAACAGAACCAAAUGGCCUCAUCUUAUUUAGCCAUGGCAAGCCAAGACAUCAAAAAGAUGCCAAGCACCCACAGAUGAUAAAGGUGGACUUCUUUGCUAUUGAGAUGCUAGAUGGCCACCUCUACCUCCUCCUGGACAUGGGGUCAGGUACUAUAAAAAUAAAAGCCCUGUUGAAGAAAGUGAAUGAUGGAGAAUGGUAUCAUGUGGAUUUCCAAAGAGAUGGACGGUCAGGUACCAUUUCUGUCAACACAUUGCGUACUCCCUACACUGCUCCUGGUGAGAGUGAGAUUCUGGACCUGGAUGAUGAGUUGUACCUGGGGGGCCUGCCAGAAAAUAAAGCUGGCCUUGUCUUCCCCACCGAGGUGUGGACUGCUCUGCUCAACUAUGGCUACGUGGGCUGCAUCAGGGAUUUGUUCAUCGAUGGCCAAAGCAAAGAUAUCCGGCAAAUGGCUGAAGUUCAAAGUACUGCUGGAGUGAAGCCCUCCUGCUCAAGGGAAACAGCAAAACCGUGCCUUAGCAACCCUUGCAAAAACAAUGGCAUGUGCAGGGAUGGGUGGAACAGAUAUGUCUGUGAUUGUUCCGGAACAGGCUAUCUUGGCAGGUCAUGUGAGAGAGAGGCAACGGUUUUGAGCUAUGAUGGGAGCAUGUUUAUGAAAAUUCAGCUCCCUGUAGUCAUGCACACGGAGGCUGAGGAUGUUUCCUUACGGUUCCGAUCCCAGCGUGCAUAUGGCAUUCUGAUGGCAACCACUUCUAGAGACUCUGCUGACACCCUCCGCCUGGAGCUAGAUGCAGGACGUGUGAAACUGACGGUCAAUCUAGAUUGUAUCAGGAUUAACUGUAAUUCCAGCAAAGGUCCCGAGACUCUUUUUGCCGGCUAUAACCUCAAUGAUAACGAGUGGCACACAGUGCGUGUAGUUCGGCGUGGAAAAAGUUUAAAGUUAACAGUGGAUGACCAACAGGCCAUGACAGGUCAAAUGGCAGGUGAUCAUACUAGGCUGGAGUUCCAUAACAUAGAGACUGGCAUCAUCACAGAACGACGGUAUCUUUCUUCUGUCCCCUCCAACUUCAUUGGACACCUGCAGAGCCUGACAUUUAAUGGAAUGGCAUACAUUGAUCUGUGUAAAAAUGGCGACAUAGAUUACUGUGAGCUCAAUGCCAGAUUUGGCUUCAGGAACAUCAUAGCAGAUCCUGUCACCUUCAAGACCAAAUCGAGCUAUGUUGCCUUAGCUACCUUGCAAGCCUACACUUCUAUGCAUCUUUUUUUCCAGUUCAAGACAACAUCCCUAGAUGGACUAAUUCUAUAUAACAGUGGGGAUGGAAAUGACUUUAUUGUGGUUGAAUUAGUUAAAGGGUACUUACAUUACGUGUUUGAUUUGGGAAAUGGUGCUAACCUCAUCAAAGGAAGCUCAAAUAAACCUCUCAAUGACAAUCAGUGGCACAAUGUGAUGAUAUCAAGGGACACCAGCAACCUCCACACUGUAAAGAUUGACACAAAAAUCACAACGCAAAUCACCGCCGGAGCCAGGAACUUAGACCUCAAGAGUGACUUAUAUAUAGGAGGAGUAGCGAAAGAAACAUACAAAUCCUUACCAAAACUUGUACAUGCCAAAGAAGGCUUUCAAGGCUGCCUGGCAUCAGUUGAUUUAAAUGGACGGCUUCCGGACCUCAUCUCAGAUGCUCUUUUCUGCAAUGGACAGAUCGAGAGAGGAUGUGAAGUUGCAUUGAUGAAAGCUGACUUGCAAGGCCCCAGCACAACCUGCCAAGAGGACUCAUGUUCCAAUCAAGGUGUGUGCUUGCAACAAUGGGAUGGCUUCAGCUGUGACUGUAGUAUGACUUCCUUCAGUGGACCACUCUGCAAUGACCCUGGGACAACAUAUAUCUUUAGCAAAGGUGGUGGACAAAUCACGUAUAAGUGGCCUCCUAAUGACCGACCCAGUACACGAGCAGACAGACUGGCCAUAGGGUUUAGCACUGUUCAGAAAGAAGCUGUAUUGGUGCGAGUGGACAGUUCUUCAGGCUUGGGUGACUACCUAGAACUGCAUAUACACCAGGGAAAAAUUGGAGUUAAGUUUAAUGUUGGGACAGAUGACAUCGCCAUUGAAGAGUCCAAUGCAAUCAUUAAUGAUGGGAAAUACCAUGUAGUUCGUUUCACGAGGAGUGGUGGCAAUGCCACGUUACAGGUGGACAGCUGGCCAGUGAUCGAGCGCUACCCUGCAGGAAACAAUGAUAACGAGCGCCUGGCGAUUGCUAGACAGCGAAUUCCAUAUCGACUUGGUCGAGUAGUUGAUGAAUGGCUACUCGACAAAGGGCGUCAGCUCACAAUCUUCAAUAGCCAAGCAACCAUAAUAAUUGGCGGGAAAGAGCAGGGCCAGCCCUUCCAGGGCCAGCUCUCUGGGCUUUACUACAAUGGCUUGAAAGUUCUGAAUAUGGCAGCCGAAAACGAUGCCAACAUCGCCAUAGUGGGAAAUGUGAGACUGGUUGGUGAAGUGCCUUCCUCUAUGACAACUGAGUCGACAGCCACUGCCAUGCAAUCAGAGAUGUCCACAUCAAUUAUGGAGACUACCACGACCCUGGCUACUAGCACAGCCAGAAGAGGAAAGCCCCCGACAAAAGAACCCAUUAGCCAGACCACAGAUGACAUCCUUGUGGCCUCAGCAGAGUGUCCCAGUGAUGAUGAGGACAUUGACCCCUGUGAGCCGAGCUCAGGUGGGUUAGCCAACCCAACCCGAGCAGGCGGCAGAGAGCCGUACCCAGGCUCAGCAGAAGUGAUCCGGGAGUCCAGCAGCACCACGGGUAUGGUCGUUGGGAUAGUAGCUGCUGCCGCCCUGUGCAUCCUUAUCCUCCUCUAUGCCAUGUACAAGUACAGAAACCGGGAUGAAGGCUCAUACCAUGUGGACGAGAGUCGAAACUACAUCAGUAACUCAGCACAGUCCAAUGGGGCUGUCGUAAAGGAGAAACAACCCAGCAGUGCGAAAAGCGCCAACAAAAAUAAGAAAAACAAGGAUAAAGAGUAUUAUGUCUGAUCCCAAGAUCUUAAAUGGACACUUGUAUAGAAAUAGUCUUCAUUUUAUCUGAGACAUAAUAUAAACUUACUUACUUUCCUUUUUAUGAAGCACAUACAAAAGAAGACAGGGAAUGCAAUCAGGAAGGAAAGACUUUUUAAAAAAUAAAAACAAGUAUCUCAUGCUCUUGUUUCUCAAAAAAGAAAAACAAAAAACAAAAAACAGGGGCCAAUAAAUUCCCUAACAUCCACAGUGUUUUCAUUUACUCUGCUUGUCUUUAUGUUGCUGGAACAUUUCUAAAAGACAGUGAUGACCGCACGCAUUCAUAAAGCAAAGGAGUAUUACAGCAUCAAGGCACAACACAGAAACCAACACAAAACAUAACACAAAAAAGAAGCUACCUAUGAUCCUGGAUUUAGCCAAAGUGCUAGCGCUUUCCUGAGAAGUCAGUUAGUCCAAUUGCCAGAGAAGACUGUCCUUUUGAGUGACUCAACCUGCAAACCUUUAAGAGUUUGCCGCCUGGUGCAACUGGAGCAGUGGUUGGAACUUGCAUUUGAAACAAAGUGCUGGCUUUUUUGAAGACUUGUGUAGGAACACAUUCAAAAAGCCCCUUUCUGGUUGUGAGAGAGGAAAAAAAGUAUGGAGGCCUUAUUUUCAAAAAUGUGAAAUAUAAGGCACAUUUUCACACAAAAUUUCAAAACAAAAACAAGAGGGCAUAGAUGCAAUCAUUGGGAAAUUUUCAUGCACGCUUAUUAUGUUAUUACAUAUGUUUAUAUAAAAUCCAUCUCUGUGUGCUUUCUGGACUGUGAUAAGUGACGUUUUAUAGCCUGUUGUAUAGAAAAUGCAAAAUAUAUCUCUGCUCUUCAGCCAUUUUUGGUAAAUUCAAUGUUAUAAGUGUUGCUAAGUAUAGGGAGUUUUAUGACAUCAGAGCAACAAUUAUUUCAUUUGGUUUUUUUGUUUUGUUUUGUUUUUGUUUUUUUGCCACCAUUAUAAAUUGCCACAAUUACUUACUUUUAUUUUUUAAAGAAAUUACAGUGUAGUGUUUAUUCUAAGGAAGAUAUGUAUGAAUGUAUAUAAAAAGACUCAGCUACUUUUUUUCUUAUAUGUACAGCCUUCAUUCUGUUGCAAUUGAGUUUUAGUACUUGUAUGAAAGGUGUGAAUUAGAAAGUCAAAUAUAUACAUAUGUAUCUUAUAAUCUUUUCUCCCUGAAAUACAUUCCCACAUACAUUCACUAUUUUCACACACACACACACACACACACGAAUCCACAGCAAUCCAUCAGAUGUACUAGAAGAUCCAAACGUGCAUACAGUAGCAAAUAUUUAUUGACAUAUUGAAAAGCAGGAAGGAAGAGGGUUGUGCCAAGGUAUUGAUGACAAAUGGGGUGAUUUGCUUCAUUGAGAUCUUGCUCCCAGGUAACCCCAAGAAGAUUUUAGUCCCUAAUGAUAUGAACCUUUCCUUAUCAAAUAGAAUAUCACUGAUAUACUGCUGCAUGAAUAAGAACCAUUAUGUGGGCAGGUUAUGGAAGCAAAAUUGAUUAAUCUACACCUUAACUCUGGCUGCUGCAAUUGAAAACUUUCUUUCUAAUAAAGUAAUACAUAUAUUCUCUGAAUCUGAUGUGCAUGAUGAACAUUUCUGGAAAGUAAACAUUUUCUCAACUAAGAAAGUAUUUUUCAGUAAUUUUUUAUUCUGUAUUACCCAUUUAAGAAAAUCAUUCUCUGUUAAUUAUUGACUAUGUUUUAACUUUUCUGGUUUUACAUAUAUAUCAUUAAAUAUAGUUUUAGUUUAACACAUUAAGUAGUAGAAAAGUAUAGAUUAUACACUUGUUUUUGCAUAUUAUUCAAUGAUGUUCACAGCAAUAAAUUAUUAAUAUGAGAAGGUAGUGCAAAAGAAAUGCAUUAUUAGAUUGCAAGUUGAUGCUUCAGUAAAAAUUGGUUGCAUUACUUGAAUACCUUCUAAAAGAGCGAUAAUAAAUUUUGUAGAAGAGAAGAAUACCUUUACAAUUAGCUUUAAUCAGCAAAGGCAAAAAAUGCAAAACAUCUUUUGUGAUACUUUAGUUGAUGAAAAAAAGCCAAGAAGUGGCCUGGAUUUCAGAUAUACAGCACCUUAGAAAUAUGUAUAAUUCAUAGCAAAUCACCACUAUCUAUGGUUGCCAAGUAAUUGUUGUGAAAGAAUCUUAAUGGCUUUUUAUGACCCAGACAGUAGAAGGUAUACAAUGAAAAUUUAAUAUCCAUUACUUCUUUUCUAGAUUUUCUUUUUUUUUUAAUUUGCCACGUUAAAGAAUUCAUGAGUCUUUUCUUUUCCCCCGUCUCAUUCAGUCUUACUCAGGGAAAGCCAGUAAAAUAAGAAGGGAAGUGUAAAACUACUAAUUUACAGCUUGAAGGGUUUUUGUUUUGUUUUGUUUUGUUUUGUUUUAAGGUUGCUUUUCUAUUUUAUCUAUUAAGCUUGAACCAGUUUCCAUCUGGAUAGAUUCUAAAAUAUAAUAGAAAAUAAAUUGAAUAAUGGUAAUUUUAAGCAGUAUAUCUAUGAAAUGUGUUGUUUGGGAUUGAUUUCAAUGUUUCUCCCCAGCAUAAAUUUUAAAGUUACAUGCAAUGAUAUAGUUUAUUAUCAGUAAGAUUAUUUCUAAUAUUAUUGGCUUACACAAACUCACUCUAGCAAAACUUAUUUUUUCCUGAAUGGAAAAAGAAAAGAGGGAAACAGAGUUAGAAGGAGAAAAUGACUUGAAUCCCAAGUAUCUUCAUACCAAACAUAUCAGGGUUCCAUGCAUAGUUUGCAGUUGAUUGAGGAUUUCACACUACUUGGCAUAAAUUUGAUUACAUCUCUAGACUGUAACUUUUCGGAUUGAUUAUGCUUCUUUUUUAUCCAUGUAAUGUGUUGCCUUUUUUAAAACAACGAAUACUACAAUAAUGUGUGAAGUGGUCAAUCCCUAAAACAUCAAAGAAAGGCCACAAAACCCUACCCUUCUAGUGCUUUGUGUGAUUGGGUAUCUAAGGGGUUUUCUUCUUCUUUUUUUAUUUGUUUAUUUGUUUUUCUGUUGCAAGGCCAAUUUAUCCAUUAUUGGAAAUGCUAAGCAAGUGGAAUUUACCGUUUUGUUAAUAAAAUAUUUCUUAAUACAA
Messenger RNA from Chlorocebus sabaeus (green monkey), 10591 nucleotides. NCBI's taxonomy places the organism in Eukaryota, Metazoa, Chordata, Mammalia, Primates, Cercopithecidae. The record is from RefSeq and is a predicted model, not a curated record.